Messenger RNA from Carassius gibelio (silver crucian carp), 2858 nucleotides. Its product is annotated as neuropeptide Y receptor type 1-like. The transcript has 3 exons. Gene Ontology annotation, molecular function: neuropeptide Y receptor activity; neuropeptide binding. Gene Ontology annotation, biological process: G protein-coupled receptor signaling pathway. The record is from RefSeq and is a predicted model, not a curated record. NCBI's taxonomy places the organism in Eukaryota, Metazoa, Chordata, Actinopteri, Cypriniformes, Cyprinidae. Gene Ontology annotation, cellular component: plasma membrane; neuron projection. The coding region runs from base 192 to 1334 and encodes 380 amino acids.
GCAGAUGUCAGUGCUGCACACACACGUUCACUCACACACACUGAUGGAGACUUCAGCUCUGGCCGCGCGUGAAGCGCCGCAGUGUGUCGUCAGAAUUACUAAAACAUGGUCCUGGAAAAGUUGUUACCUGAAAGGAAGUUGUCUAUGAUCACUUGAUAUAAACCAACACCAACUGCAUAGGAGGUGGAACAAUGCCAGACUCCGCCCUCUCUCCACCAGUUCCACCAAUCACUGCUCUGAACUGCUCCUUGGAUGCAUCGAAUUGCUCCUUUGCUAACCUCUCCACAAUCGCGUAUGGCGACGAGUGCUAUGGCAGCCACUCUUUGUUUGUUGUGAUGGCCAUUGCUUACAGUGCUGUGGUACUUUUGGGUGUCAUCGGCAACCUGGCUCUCAUCCUUGUCAUCGCACGGCAGCGGGAACUUCACAACGUCACAAAUGUCCUAAUCGCAAACCUCUCUGUUUCAGACCUGCUGAUGUCCCUAGUCUGCCUGCCGUUCACCUUCAUCUACACCUUCAUGGACCACUGGGUGUUCGGCGCGGUCAUGUGUAAACUCAACAGCCUGAUCCAGUGCUGCUCCGUCUCGGUGUCCAUCUUUUCCUUGGUUUUGAUCGCCAUUGAGAGACACCAGCUCAUCCUACACCCUCGCGGAUGGAGGCCAAGCCUGAACCACGCCUGUCUGGGCAUCAGCCUCACUUGGGCCCUGGCCACCCUCACUGCAACACCCUUUCUGUUGUUCUCCAGGGUGACAGACGCCCCGCUGAAGCAGCUGCCCUCAGUGUUUCAGGAGCAGUACAGGGGAAAGGUGGUGUGUGUGGAGGAGUGGCCCUCCAGAGAAAUCAAGCUCACCUACACCACUGGCAUGCUGGUGCUGCAGUACAUCACUCCUCUCACCUUCAUCUUCAUCUGUUACUUGAAGAUCUACACACGUCUGCAGCGGCGUAAUAACAUGAGGGACAGAUUACGUGAAAACAAAUACCGUAGCAGUGAGACUAAACGGAUUAACAUCAUGCUCUUUUCCAUUGUCGUGGCAUUUGCGGUUUGCUGGCUCCCGUUGAACGUCUUUAACGCUGUCAUCGACUGGAACCAUGAAGUGGCUAUGAACUGUACUCACAAUCUCCUGUUCUCGCUGUGUCACUUGACUGCCAUGUGCUCGGUCUGCAUUAACCCAGUGUUCUACGGGUUCCUAAACCGCAACUUCCAGCGUGACCUCCGGUCCUUCCGACUCUGCAAGAUUGUGUCAGCACGGGAGAAUGAAUAUGACAUGGUUGCAAUGUCUACUAUUCAUACAGAUGUGUCCAAGAUGUCACUGAAAAUUAGUAGCUUAGAUCUCUAGUAUAGUUUCUUAUUCAUUAUACAUGUCUGUGUUCUGAAAAAUGCAUCUCUUUAGAUUUAGCUCAAAAGUGUGCAUUUACAAUAAGAGUGAUUGCUAGUAAACGUAACAAUUGAUGUCAGGACGAUUGCUGCAACUAUUUUCCAAGCUUUGUAUUAUAGUAUGUUGGUAAAAUUGUAAAUACAAAAUCAAGCAAGGAUGCUCAAUACAUUUCUUGCGAACAUCCUGUGUCCCGCAUCAGUGAGGCCUCAUGGGGACCGAGUCAAUGUCUGAAGACAUAACAGAAAUUGUAUGAGGCUCAGACGAGUGGACUGCGCUUUGAUCACUAGGAUGAAAUCUUCUGGCUGCGUGAAAAUUAAUGCAAAGCCCAAGAGGUCCCAAAUUCAAAGAUGGAUUUAAAUGUAUAAUGAAUGUCAGAUGUGACUUUUAAGAGAAACUCCGAAGUGUUGAAACCCAAACUAAAUUGAUUUUCUUCUUAGUUAUUCCUUUGACAAACCAAGCCUGCAGGAAGUAAAAAGCCUGUUUUUAAGAGGCAUUCACAUGAGCAGCAAUUUGCAGGAACAAAGUGACCUGACAUUGUUCAUUUUCAGAGACUUUGCGAUUUCUGAUGUCACGAGUGACAGCGACUGUUGGCGAUGUGACAAAGCUGUGCAGAGCGGCUUGGCAACCUCCAGCCAUUGAAAUGCUGUCAGUGUGAACAAGGCUGUUGUGCAAUUGCUCACAGUGGUUUAUUUUAAACCAGGGUGUCCAGUUCUGCUCCUUGAAGGCCAAUGUCCUGCAGAGUUUAGAUCCAUACCAUAAUUAAACCAGAAUUAAAACACACCAGAAUCAAGGUCUUUGGAAAGGAUUGGGUAGACCUUCUUUAAUCAGUUUUGUGUUUGUUCUGUUUUGUUACUUUCAAUCCAUAUUACACACAAACAAACUAAUAAGAAUGUGUUAGUAUAGUUUAAUAAAUGUACAUCUUCAGUGAUGCAUAAUGAUUGUAAUUGCUUUGCUAUUUCUAAUUUGUUACGUUAUAUGUGAUAUACUAUUGCUUAUUGACAGAUUUUCAGUAUACUUUUUUGAUUUAUUCCUUCAUAAUAAGAAUAUUUUUUUUUUUAUCCAAAACAGCUGAUGAUUUAAUGCCUCCACCACUUGUUUUAUGGCCACUGUGGUCAUUGAAGUUUAAGUUUUCAGACAUUAAAAGUGUAGUAGCAAAAAUAUUUUUUGAUUAUUACCCUCUGAAAUUGCUAAAUGAUAAAUAAAGACCACACUCUAAAAAACACUGGGUUAAAAACAACCCAAAUUGGGUUGUUUUUAACACAACUGCUGGGUAAAUAUAGGACAGAACCCAUAUGGGGUUAAACUAACCCAAGAAGUUGGGUUAUUAAUUUUAACCCAGCAAAUGGGUUGUUUUUUCUACCCAAAAAUUGGUUAUUUUUACAAAAAUAAUGGGUUAAUUUGAUUUCAUAAAUGGGUUAUAUUUUCAAAGGAAUUUUUAUUCCUUUUAACAUUAAAUAUACCACAUAAUAAACAAACAGAACAACA